Messenger RNA from Camellia sinensis, 1717 nucleotides. Lineage: Eukaryota; Viridiplantae; Streptophyta; Magnoliopsida; Ericales; Theaceae. The record is from RefSeq and is a predicted model, not a curated record.
CAUGCACAAAUUAACUGGCGCAAUAACUACUGAAGGAAGGAGCUAUUUAUUUUUUUUGCAGAACAAGCUAAAUCAAGAACUGCAAUGCCCAAUAUAGAGAUUUUUUUGGGACUUGGAAUGGACAAAAACAACGAAAAGGGUAUGAUUUAGAGACGUACUCAUUUAUACCGACCAAGAUGCAAAGUGGUGAGUCGAUUAAAUCAGAGGGAAGUUCAUUUAUACCGAUCAAGACACAAAGAGGUGAGUCAAUUCAAUAAGAGGGAAGUUUUCAGAAUCUGUUUCUUUUCCGUUCCUUUCUUUUCUUUUCCUUGCCUUUCUGUGAUGGUUAAUGUGAGUGGUGUGGUCUGUGAAAUGAAAAUUGGGCAUAUGUUUUUCAAAAAAACUGUUGGCCUGUUCUUCUGUUGGAAACCAAAACAUACCUACAAAAGCAAAACAACAAAAAUCCAUGGCCUGCUCUUUGGAGUCCCGUCUAAUUUGCCUGCUUUGAUUUUAUCUUCAAAUUUCCUCUGAAUAUUAUAUUUUUUAUUAUAAUAUUAGUUGGCUCAUUAAAAAAGCCACCUCUCGAAUCCAUCGAUGGUUGAAUCUAUAAAGAAUUUAAGCUUUUUUCUCGUACUUGAUUGUAUGUAUACACUUUUUGCUCUACAUAUUUCAACUGCUAAAAACUGCCACUCCAAACAUGUUACACAAAUUGUUCGGCAUCCGGAAGCAUAAGCCGCCACCGUCAUCAUCGCGCUGCCUAGUUCCGGCAAAACCUGCCGCCACUCCGGCAGUAGAAGAGAGGUCUUCGGCCUUGAAGAUCAUCCAUGCUGGUGGCCGUGUUGAGAACUAUUACAUGGCCAUCCCGGCAAACCGGAUUACGGCUAAGUAUCCUUCUUUUAUACUUGCCCGGCCGGACGUUUUCCGGCGGCCGUGGGACGCAGUGGUCCGGCCAGAAGAGAUCCUCGUCCCAGGUCAAAAAUUCUUCGUUGUUCCUCGCCAGACGUUGAAGAAGCUCCAGAAAAGAAUCCGGAAGCCCAGCAGCGGAGAGCGCUGGACUCACUCCUUUGUCUCCCAAUCUUCCGUUGAUGUCUCAGUUGAGGUUGUUUCCCGUCAGAAAGAUGACUUUUCUAGCAAGUCCUUCCAACAAAGUAAUAUUGGUAUUUCAAGCGUCGCAACGUUGAAAAGUAAUGAAAAAACUGGUAUUCGGGUUCGUCGCGUGCGAUUCUUUGGCAUUGAUACGAAGCAUGACUCGGAUUCGAUUUCAAUGGAGAAGGAGGGAGGUGGAGAGGAGAAUCCGAAGAAGGGCUCGGAAAGUCAGCAUGGAGGAGGGAAAAGGAGGGUACGGAACAUGGUGACAUGGAACCCGACACUGACAGUGAUCAAAGAGACUCAGGGCGCCAACGAUUGAUGCUUUUUUUUUGGUGUGUGUGUGGAUGUGUUGUUGAAUUUUGAUGGGUCUAAUCUAAAGUUUUUUCUCUGUACAGAUUAACUAGACUUCCGGUUUUUUUCAUGAUUCAAUAAUAGCACAUAUAUGUUGUUGAAAAAAAGUUCGAAGAAGAAUCAAAACGCAAAUGCAGGGUUAGUCCAGAGCAACUCAUUAUUAUCUAUUGCGUUCAAGUAUGUUGUAGACUUUGGAUCUAGAUUUGAGUCUUCACACAAAUUCAAAAAGAACAUAUUGUUGACAAUUCCCGUUUAUUGCACAUUUUAUAAAAAAAAAUAUUAUUUAUUAUUAUUUUUA